This is a messenger RNA of Aethina tumida (small hive beetle), 2589 nucleotides long. It is a transcript of the gene Mad1, whose product is annotated as mitotic spindle assembly checkpoint protein MAD1. Gene Ontology annotation, cellular component: nuclear envelope; mitotic spindle; kinetochore. The record is from RefSeq and is a predicted model, not a curated record. The coding region runs from base 231 to 2399 and encodes 722 amino acids. Gene Ontology annotation, biological process: attachment of mitotic spindle microtubules to kinetochore; mitotic spindle assembly checkpoint signaling. Lineage: Eukaryota; Metazoa; Arthropoda; Insecta; Coleoptera; Nitidulidae. The transcript is spliced from 5 exons.
UCGUCCGGCUACUAUCAUCUCUACAAAAAAUUUCAAUUCCAUCGUUUUUCAUUAGAGGUUAACUCUUAAAUGGAGUGAGUAUAAAAUUUAUGUUUAUAUAUUUAACGUGCUUAAGCAACCGGACAACAGUAAGCAACGAUGAAGAAUAAUUUAUAAAUCUCGAUUAAUUAACGGGAUAAACAUCAGUUUGAUAACCUCACAUUUUCGAGCUUGAUACUGACGGAAGCACAAUGAGCGGGAACGACACAAUCGCAAAUAUGGUAAAAAACUUCAAGUCCGAGCAUAAUACUUUGUUCACGACGCCGUUGAAAAGGCCGGCGCCCGCCGACGUGUCCGAACCCGCCACCCCAGAGGAAAGCUUGCCCCUCAAGAGGGUCAAAGCCACUGCGGACUUCGAUGUGACCUACGUCGGAUCGCCGAGGGAAGUCCGUAGGAUCAGGGCUGAUCUCAUUGAAGCCAGGAACACUAUCAAAACACUCGAGGCCAGGAUCACUAAUUUACACAGCGUACGGAGACAAAUGCAGCUGGUCUUCGAUGAGGAGUCCAAACAACUGAGGACGCAACUGGAGUAUGACAGGAAUACGAUAGAAAAGUUGGAGAUGCAGUUGCAGGAGAUCAGACAGAGAGAAAUUGAUUUGAAGAAGGAGCUGUCGAAUGUCACUGUCAAAUGUGAGGAGAUUGAAACCAAGUCUGAGGAAAAGGUGUUGCUCCUAGAAAAAAAAAUUAAUGACAUAGAGGAAAAUACUAAGCAUCAAGAUCUCGUCGAAAAUAUCGAGGUGCGUAAGUUAAAACGCAUGCUGAGUGAAGUGAUGAAUGAAAAGAAAGUUGCUGAAGAGAAAUGUGAGGAGAAAGAAAAAUUAGUUGAAGUUUUGGAAAAACGUCUGGCAGAACAACUAAAUUCCAUUAAAGAGUUCGAUUUAAGGGAGGUUGCUUUACAAAAGGCCAAAACUCAGAUUAGAGAACUACAAAGUGCAAAUGCAAGCUAUUUAGAAUAUCAAGAACGGGCUAAGGCUCAGGCUCACAAACUAGCGCACUACAACGAAUUAGAGAAGGAAGUGAUAAAGCUGAGGGAGGAGAACACUCGAAUUAAGGAAGAAGUGAAAAACAAGCUGAUCCUUGAGGAGGAAGUGAACGAUUUAAAAACACGAAUUUCCAAAUACAAGGAGGGCGCCAAGAGAUUGGCCGAGUUAGAGUCCAUGCAGUUACAGAACGAAAUGGCCCUUAACGAAUGGCGUGCCAUUGGGCGAGGAUUUUGCGAGACUUCAGAGGGAGACGCCACACUUCCCCAUCGAUUGAGGACGGCCAUAGAGAAAAUCCAACAACGUGAACUGCAACUGAUGUCCGAGAAAGUCGAAAUCGAAUCUGACUUGAAGAACGCCACUUAUCAAAUAAAAAUGCUCAAAGUCGACCAGGAAAAGCUCCAAAAACUGGUUACUGACUUAAGAUCCACUGGUGAUCAGAAACAACUGCUCAUUAGUAGGAUGCAGAAGAAGUUGUUGUUGGUGAGUCGCGAACGGGACAGCUACAGGUUGCAACUGGACUCGUACGAAAAGGAUUUGACGAUGUCGCAUGCUUCCAACGUCGGACCCCACGCUAAUCAAGUCCAAACUCUCAAGGAACGUCUGGAAAAAUUGGAGACCAUCAAUGAAGGCUACAAGGAGCUUCUAGAAAGAUACGAACACGAUCUGGCCCAACGUGAUCCGGGCCACGUACCAACGGGACAAGUCACUAUUGAUAGACUAAACGAAGAAAUAGGCGUAUUAAAAAUAGAAAACGAGAGACUGAGGGAGAGAAAGGACGCGUUGGAAGUCCAACUGGAAGGAAUCAUGCCGGGACUGGACUCACUCGAAGGUGGUUUCGUCUAUCACCUUAAAAACAACCCACUGUCCGAAUGUCGCCAGCAACAAGAACAAAUCAUAGAAUCCUUACAAAACGAAGUGGCCAAACUCAAAAAGAAAGUCAAGAACUUGGAAGAAGGAUUGGAAGCCAGCAAAAUGGAAACCGACACCAUAUCAAUAUGCCCUCAGGAAAUUCAAAAGUUGAAAGAUCAAAUCCAGUCCUACGAGUCCAAGAUGGCUAAACUGAAGGAGUACUUCAAGUCAUCGAUGCAGGAGUUCCGCGACGUUAUUUACGUGUUGCUUGGAUACAAAAUUGACAGGAGUGGUUCCUCGUUGUACAAAUUGAGGAGUAUGUAUGCGGAAAGUGAGGAAGACAUGUUGUGUUUUCAGAUGAACAAGGAUGGCGACAUGAAUUUACUCGAGAACGAGUACAGCGCUACUUUGGAGGACAUGAUUAACUUACAUUUGAGGCAUCAGAAGUCGUUUCCGGUAUUUUUGAGCGCCAUCACUAUGGAUUUGUUCAAUAAUAAGACGAGAACCUUCACGACUGCAAAUCCUUAGAUAAUCAAGAUGGAAUUUUGAUUGUUAUUACUAUUAUUAUUAGUACCAUUUAAACUAUUUCAUGUGUCCUGGCUGUUGUUAAUAUUAAAACUACUUACUAACUUAUACUUUGACAUGUUGUAAGUAGUCUUUACUUUAGUCAUUUGUAUUUUUGUUGUUUAUGGCAAUAAAUAUUACUAUAGACAGCUAA